AUGGUGAAAACAUACUAUCCUGACGGAUUCCGUAAACGAGCUGGAUGUGUUUGCUUUCGCGAUGAUACCGAACGUGAGAUAUUACUUGUUAGCAGUAUAAAGUCCCCUAACAGUUGGACAAUUCCUUCCGGAAGUGUGGAACCUAAGGAAGAAUUUCAUCAAGCUGCCGUUCGGGAAGUCGUAGAGGAGGCUGGUGUUAAAGGAGUAUUAGGACGAUGUAUUGGAGUAUUUGAUUAUACAGAGAAGAAACGACGGACAACUCUCUACGCUCUUUUGGUAACUGAAAUGUUCGACGAAUGGAAAGAUAUGGAUCGAGGAAGGAAAAGAAAAUGGUUUAUAAAGAGUAACAUCCUGCCCAAUCUCAAACCUAAUGAGCGUGGAUGGAUGUGCCGCGCUUUACAAAUAGACCAAUAA
Molecule: messenger RNA, 414 nt
Organism: Trichoplax adhaerens
Lineage: Eukaryota; Metazoa; Placozoa; Uniplacotomia; Trichoplacea; Trichoplacidae
Exons: 5
Coding region: 1-414 (137 amino acids)
Biological process (GO): diadenosine hexaphosphate catabolic process; diphosphoinositol polyphosphate metabolic process; adenosine 5'-(hexahydrogen pentaphosphate) catabolic process
Cellular component (GO): cytoplasm; nucleus
Molecular function (GO): diphosphoinositol-polyphosphate diphosphatase activity; endopolyphosphatase activity; bis(5'-adenosyl)-pentaphosphatase activity
Source: RefSeq, a predicted model, not a curated record